This is a messenger RNA of Aureobasidium melanogenum CBS 110374, 1020 nucleotides long. RefSeq lists its product as uncharacterized. Bases 1 to 1020 code for a protein of 339 amino acids. The transcript is spliced from 2 exons. Gene Ontology annotation, biological process: regulation of DNA-templated transcription. Lineage: Eukaryota; Fungi; Ascomycota; Dothideomycetes; Dothideales; Saccotheciaceae. The record is from RefSeq and is a predicted model, not a curated record. Gene Ontology annotation, molecular function: DNA-binding transcription factor activity.
AUGACUCCCACAGCUGCUUCCCUGGAGAAGAAGCGACUGCGCGAUCGACGUGCCCAGCAUGCCGCCCGAGCACGUCGUGACACCCAGCUGCAAGCACUCCAGCAACGCGUGGAGCAGGGUGAUAAAAUACAGGCACAGCUUGAGGUUGAGGUGCAGCAGCUCCGUACUGCCCUGGAUACUCUCCGCGCCGAAAACCUUCAGCUUCGUCGUCAACACACGGCCGCUAUCGAGCUCCUCUCCGGCAGCAGCGAGUUGAUACAGGAAGGCGCCAAUGGCCAGAUAUCUCACCAUCAUAGCUCGCCAAGUCUCCCUCAAAAGCAGCUGGAUGACUGCAGCCCGUCCUCGACGUGGAGCCGAGUACCACAAAAUUUCCCGGAGGACAGCCUGUCAGCGAGCCUGAUGCCCUGGUUGUUAUGUCCUGCUGUGGUAACACAUCUAAGUGACACGCCCUGCGGCCCCGAUAUAUUGUAUGGCAGUCAUACAAACCCGUUGAGUAACGCAAUCCACAUAGCCUUCUCUUGUGCACUGCACGGUACCCUUAAUGACCCUGAACGCCUCGCCCUCGGAUAUCUUACCUACAUUGUCUCGAAAUGGCGUGUGGAACCCUCGCAAGAGCGCUUUGAUCGCUUGCCAGAGUUCAUGCGCUCUACCCAACUCCAAACUAGCCAGCCACACCAGGCCAUAAUUGACGGCUGUAUCUGGCCACGAAUGCGGGACAAUCUCAUCGAACAAAACCUGCCAGAUGCUCAAAUUCACUCCAAGAUUGGUUACAUGAUCUCUGCCAUGAGGCUAACGUGGCCCAAGAACAUGACUCUGUUGAGACCACGACCAGAUGGGGAGCUCUGCAUCCGCACCGACUUCAUACAGACUUUCAUGCGGCUGGAGAACUGGUCUCUUACCACCGAGUUUGUCUCAGAACAUUCUGACAUGGUGAGCUGCAUGUCUUGGUCGCCCAUGCCAAGCCAAGAAUCUCCUGAUGAGCACAGUCGAGUGAGGAUAGUCCCUACUGUUCAUGAAUAG